Clupea harengus (Atlantic herring) is the source of this 1079-nucleotide messenger RNA. Its product is annotated as dnaJ homolog subfamily C member 9-like. NCBI's taxonomy places the organism in Eukaryota, Metazoa, Chordata, Actinopteri, Clupeiformes, Clupeidae. Gene Ontology annotation, cellular component: cytoplasm; nucleus. The record is from RefSeq and is a predicted model, not a curated record. Gene Ontology annotation, molecular function: heat shock protein binding.
GCAGUAGCGCGCAUGUCUGUGACGUCUCACACAUGUGCAAACAGGGCGCCAAAUUCAGUGAACAACAAUAGUUACCAACACCACCUUGGAAACCAGACAUGGGGCUUCUGGAACGUUGUCGAGAAUUGUUCGGGACUACAGAUCUUUAUGGAGUUCUCGGAAUCUCAAAACAAGCAAAUGAUUCAGAGAUUCGUCGCAGUUAUUACAAAGUAUCCCUUCAGGUACACCCAGAUCGAGCUUCCGAUGACGCGCAAGCCACCGAGAAAUUUCAAGUUUUGGGACAGUUGUAUGCGAUUCUGAACGACAAUGAGCAGAGAGCGGUUUACGACGAGCAGGGCAUUGUUGAUGAGGAAAAUGACUCGCUGGGUCAGAACCGCAAUUGGGAAGAUUACUGGAGGUUAUUGUUUCCCAAGAUUACAGUUCAGGACAUAAGUGACUUUGAGAAGAACUAUAAAGGCAGCGAGGAAGAGAGGCAGGACUUGAUGAAGAAGUACCGGCAGCAUGAAGGCGAUAUGGAUGCCAUCACAGCCGCGGCACUGUGCUGCACUCAAGAGGAUGAGCCCCGAAUAGUCAGUGUCAUUCAGGCGGCCAUAGACAAGGGAGAGGUCCCUGCCUACUCCGCGUUCUCGCAGGAGAGCGAACAGAAGAGGAAAGCACGCAAAAAGAGGGCUGAAAAGGAGGAACGAGAAGCAGAAGACUUGCAGAGAGAUAUGGGACUGGAUGCUGAAGACAGUCUAGUCAUGAUGCUAAAGCAAAGGCAGAAAUCAAGGGAGCAAGGGUUCAACUCGUUUCUCGCAGACCUGGAAACGAAAUACUCAAAACCGGGAAAAGCCAAGGGUGGAAAGAAAGGAAAGAAGUGAAGACAGUCUCUGGUCCGAGAGUAUAUAUGACAUGGUUUUACCUUGAUGGUGAUAACUGGCAUUCAUGGAGAAAUGACUUACCCAGGGUUUCAUUGACAUAAAACAUAUGUUAAUGUUAACACUCUAUACUCAUAUUAAUUACAUGCAUACAUUGUACAAGAUGAGUUAUGUGCUUGUGUGAAGGGGUCCAUAAUGUCAGCAUGUUAAUGUACAUUUCGU